Messenger RNA from Cylindrotheca closterium, 2271 nucleotides. Lineage: Eukaryota; Bacillariophyta; Bacillariophyceae; Bacillariales; Bacillariaceae. The record is from the annotation of a GenBank genome assembly.
AUGAGAAUACAUACUGACACUAUUGCUGUCACAGCUGUCGUCUGCAGCAUCAUUGUUGCUUCCACUGAAGCAUGGUCUCCAGCUGGCCUCUUUCGGUUAGACCGACGACAACACCUGAUAAAACACCCACUUCCUACCAGAUUGCAGAUGGCUCCUCCACGACAGUCAUCAGCACCAAGAUCCGCCAAGGUUGAGGAAAUUGAGAACCGAGAGUCCUCUCAUAGCACCGAUAUCCCAUCGGAAGCUCCUAGUUUUGUACAUGAAGGAGAGUUGAAUUAUGCUGAAGAGGAACUACUCUCGUCAUUAGCAGCCGAAGAAGGUGGUGGUAAGAAUCUAAAGGUUCCUCAGAUCCAUCUACCUCCAAGACUUUCCAAUCCCGGUGUUGGGUGGGAGCACCAUCACCGAGCAACGACCCAGUUUGUCCAUGGGCAUUUAUCGAGAAUGAAAGCAAACGGCGAUCCUACAAAGUAUUUGGUUUCCAACACAGAUGAAUGGAAAAUAUUGGAUGAGCACAAGGAAGAGAUUGACGAGAUUCACCUGCGAGACUUAUUACAAGAUUCUGAAAGAUCAGGAGCCAUGUAUGCUGAACAUGAUGGUGUAUACCUCGACUUUUCAAGGCAACGAGCAACGCUGGAAACCUUGGAUCUGCUAGAGGAUCUUGCGGAAAAGCAAGAAUUGACCCAAAAGAUCAAAGCCAUGAUGACGGGAGAAAAGAUCAACUUUACUGAAAAGCGAGCCGUGUUGCACACUGCUUUGCGAGCGGAUCGAACCGAAAAAGUCUAUGUUGAUGGCAAGAAUGUCGUUGAAGAAGUUCAUGAAGUACUUGAUCAGAUCAAGACGUUCACGGAAGGUGUCCGAAGUGGAUCAAUCCGUGGCUACACUGGCAAGCGGUUACGAAAUAUCAUUUCUGUUGGUAUUGGUGGGUCAUAUCUGGGACCAGAAUUUUUGCACGAGGUGCUGAAGACUGAGCCAGAAGGAAUCAACUCGGCCUUGGGCUACGAUCUUCGCUUCCUGGCCAAUGUGGAUCCUGUCGACGUCGAGAGGACUUGUGCUGACUUGGAUCCAGAAGAGACUCUUAUUGUCAUUGUUUCCAAGACUUUUACAACCGCUGAAACCAUGCUGAAUGCAAGAACGAUGCGCCAAUGGUUGUGGGACUUCAUGGGCAAUGACAAAGAAGUUGUACGAAAACACAUUGUCGCUUGCGCCUCGACGUCAGCGACGGAAAAGGUCAAGGACUUUGGCAUUGAUACGGACAAGUACUUCUUUCGAUUCUGGGAUUGGGUUGGUGGAAGAUACAGUGUUUGCAGUGCUGCUGGUGCUCUUCCAAUCAGUCUACUGUACGGCUUCAAUCUGUUUGAGAAAUUCCUCAAGGGAGCUCAAUCGAUUGACAAGCACUUUGCCACCGCGCCCUUCCGCGAGAAUAUUCCCAUGAUCAUGGGAAUGCUGGGUGUCUGGAAUCAUUCGUUUCUGAAUUACAAGACGAGGACAACGCUGCCGUAUGCUGAAGCCCUACUCAAGUUGCCGUCGCAUAUUCAACAAUUGGAUAUGGAAUCCAAUGGUAAAACCAUGACAAAAUUUGGAGUAGAAGCAAACUACAAUGUGGGAGAGAUCGAUUUCGGUGAGCCAGGAACAAAUGGCCAACAUUCCUUCUUUCAGCUGUUACACAUGGGACAACCUGUUCCAUGUGACUUUAUCGGAUUCUGCCAGUCGCAACACGAUCUGUGUCUUGAUGGCGAGAGCUUUAGUUCUCAUGACGAACUAAUGGCCAACUUUUUUGCCCAGCCAGAUGCGCUUGCGAAUGGCAAGACUGCCGACGAAGUCCGUGCAGAAGGUAUUUCCGAAGAAGAUAUCCCACACCGAGUUUUCAAGGGAAAUCGACCAAGUAUGUCAUUGCUCUUACCCAAGCUAACGGCGUAUGCAGCAGGUCAACUAUUGGCCAUCUACGAACACCGAACGGCCGUGCAAGGCUUCAUUUGGGACAUUAACUCGUUCGACCAAUGGGGUGUAGAGCUCGGCAAGAAGCUUGCCAUUGACGUCAAGAAUCACUUGCAAGAAGCAAGAAAUUCGGACGAUCACGUGAUUGAAGCCUCCAACCCCGCUUCCUCUAGAAUUUUGAAUUACUACGUGGAUCAGAGCCGUGACGAUCACGUCUGCAGGGAUGCAAACAAUGCGAGCUCACUCACACGCGUCACACGAAAAACUCAUGCAGAUCACUCAAGAUUACCGCCACCUGUGCAGCAUGACUUGGCCGGAAAAGGCGGACGACUGUAG